AUUUUACUAAAAAAAAACCUCGAAAUUUAUGGCGUAAAAGGAGAUGCUUUGGCUCUACUAAAAUCGUACUUGAUAAAUCGCACUCAGAAAUGCCAAGUUAAUGGAACUAUUUCAUCGGAGCGGUUGAUUAAGUGUGGCGUGCCACAAGGCUCUAUUUUAGGGCCAUUAUUCUUUUUAUUAUAUAUUAAUGACUUGCCUCAGUGUCUAAGCAAAACAAAACCUCGACUGUUUGUUGAUGAUACAAACCUAACAGCUGCGGGAGAAUCUAUAAAUGAUAUUGAAGUUGCAAUGAAUUCUGAUUUAGAAAACCUUAGGAAAUGGUUAAUUGCCAAUAAACUAAGUUUAAAUGUGGCCAAAACAGAAUUUUUAUUAAUUGGAUCUAAACCAAUGAUAAAAAGUAUCUCAAAUAGACAACCAAACAUUAUCAUAGAAAACAAACCAAUUAAACAAGUAUAUGAUUGCAAAACUCUUGGAAUGACUGUUGACCAGCAUUUGUCUUGGGAGAAUAAUACUGAAACAAUUUGCAAGAAAAUAACAUCCGGGAUAUCAGCUCUUCGUCAAAUAAAAGAAUUUGUUGAGAAAGAUACACUUGUCUCUGUGUAUAAUUCUAUUGUUCGCCCAUACUUUACAUAUUGCUGUAAA
Paramuricea clavata is the source of this 642-nucleotide messenger RNA. The record is from the annotation of a GenBank genome assembly. NCBI's taxonomy places the organism in Eukaryota, Metazoa, Cnidaria, Anthozoa, Malacalcyonacea, Plexauridae.